Emiliania huxleyi CCMP1516 is the source of this 2274-nucleotide messenger RNA. RefSeq lists its product as hypothetical. The transcript is spliced from 7 exons. The record is from RefSeq and is a predicted model, not a curated record. Lineage: Eukaryota; Haptophyta; Isochrysidales; Noelaerhabdaceae. The coding region runs from base 1 to 2274 and encodes 757 amino acids. Gene Ontology annotation, molecular function: protein binding.
AUGGUCGCUAGCGAGGCGGAGGCUGGCUGGGAAAGGCUCGAGGCCGGCGGCGUCCCGCCCACGAUGCGCCACGGCCUGGCCUGCGCCGCGCUCAGGACGCGCGACCGCGCGCUGCUCUACGUGUUUGGUGGCAUUGAUGCCGCUGCGCGCCUCGGCAGCGGCGGCGCGGGCAGCGCGGACGAGUAUCUCGACGAUCUGCACGUGCUCGACGCGACGGACGGCGCCAUGACGUGGCGCCGGCUCCUUCGCGGCGCUUCCGCCUCGUGGCCGCAGCGGCGUGCCUUCCACACCGCCACCGCCAUCGACUCGCGCGCCUUCCUCGUGUUUGGAGGCGCGACGGCGCCUCCAAAGCGGCCGCGCCGCCGCUCGCGCGCCAGCAGCGGCGCGGCGGCGGACGAAGGCAACCCUGUCUCGUACCUCAACGACGUCUGGCAGUUUCGCGGCGAGGACCAGGCCUGGGUGUGCGUCGAGAGCCGCGGCGAGCCGCCGCCGGCGCGCGGCGCGCACGCGGCGGCGCUCGUGAGUGCCCCGCCCCGGCUGCUAGUCCACGGCGGCUGCGGCGAGGGCGGCGCCGUGCUGGACGACCUGUGGCUCCUGUCGGUGCGGCAGAGGCGUGGGCGGUGGGAGGAGCGGGACUGCGGCUCGGCGCACGACGCGUCGGGAACGCGACCCCGUAGGUCGCCACGCCCACGUGGAGCAGGGCGCGUCCUCCUCUUUGGCGGCCGCUCCGACGUGGACGCCGUCUGCGCGCCCGUCAUGUUUGCCCUCGACCUCGCCUCGCUCAGCUGGGACGCCGUCCCGCCCGCGCAGCACCAAUGCCCGGGAGGAGGCCGCUCGUCGCACUCGGCCGUCGAGAGGCCGGCCGAGGGGGGGACAUGCGCGGCCGGCGUCGCUCGCGGGUCGCACGGCGCCGCGCUGCUCGAGCGUCGCUCGCAGGGGCCGGCGCUAGCGGUGGUCGGAGGCUACGCGGGCAGCGGCGUGUGGGCGGACGGCUCCCUCCUGCUGCGGCUCGGGCCCGUGCUGCGGAGGAUCGAGGCGCACCCGCACCAGCGGGCCGGCGGGGGAGGCGCGGCGGAGGAGGUGCCGCCCGCCGCGCAGCCUCGGAAGCGGGCCCGCGCGGCGGAGGGCGGCGGUGCGGGCUUGAGCGGUGCGGGCGUGAGCGGUGCGGGCGGAGGUGCGGGCGGACGAGCGACGGCGCCGGCCGACGUCUUCUCCUUCCCGUCGCAGUCCCAGUCGUCGGCGCGCGGCGGCGCGGCGCGGGACGAGGACGGCGGCGGCGGCAGCGUCGGUGGUGGUGGCGGCGGCGGUGGAGGUGGCGGCGGUGGCGGUUUUGGCGAGGCGGCGGCGGCGAGGCCGGCGGCGCAGGCGGCGUCGACUCGCCGGCUGGUCUCGACUGCGGGCGAGCGAGGUGGCGGCGAUCCGGCGGAGGCGCGGGCGGCGGCGGCAGAGGCGCGUGUGGCGGAGCUCGAGGCGCGCUCUUCGGAGGCGGCGCAGACGGCCGCCGCCGCCGCGGAGGGCGCCGCGGCCGAGGCGAGGCAGCUCAAGGGGCGCGUCGAGGCGGCGGAGGCGGCGGCGGCCGAGGCGGAGGCGCGAGCGAUUGCGUCCGCGCGCGCGCAGGGCGAGUGCGAGGCGUCGGAGAGGGAGGCGAGCCGCGCCGCGCGGUCGGAUCUCGCGGCAGAGCAGGCAGCGCUGCGGCGGGCGGCCGAGGAGGCGGAGCAGAACAGGAGGACCCUCACAACCCUCUCCGAGAGCCUGGCGGCCGAGGAGCUCGCGACCGCCAAGAGCGGCGCGGCGGCCCUGCGCUCGCAGCUCGACGAGGCGAGGCGCGACGCGGCGGCGCGUGCCGACGCGGCGCGCGAGUCGGCCACGGCGCUCGAGGCGCGCGCUGCCGAGGUUGCGUCCCUCCGCGAGGCACGCGCCGGAGCGGACGCGGCGCUGAGCGGCGCGCGCACCGAGCUUGCCACGGCGCGCAAGCGCGAGGCGGCGCUGUCGACGGAGCUGGAGGCGGCGCGUGCGGCGGCGGCGAGCCACCAGACGGCCGCAGAGGCGCGCAGCCGCGAGGCGCUCGAGCUGCGCCAGCAGCUGCACGCGCAGAAGCAGGCGGUGCGCGCCGCCGAGGGGCGGCUCUCGCGCCUCCCGGGCUCCGCCCGCGCGCUCGCCGAACGGCUCAGCGACCUCUGCGAGCCCAUCGAGGCGGCCCUGCACGAGCUCAAUGCGGCGCACGCGCCGUCGAUCGAGCGCGGCGACGGCUCCCGCGGCACCGGCAGCUUUUGA